Molecule: messenger RNA, 1121 nt
Organism: Gorilla gorilla gorilla (western lowland gorilla)
Lineage: Eukaryota; Metazoa; Chordata; Mammalia; Primates; Hominidae
Product: sulfotransferase 1C3
Exons: 7
Coding region: 1-915 (304 amino acids)
Molecular function (GO): sulfotransferase activity
Source: RefSeq, a predicted model, not a curated record
AUGGCGAAGAUUGAGAAAAACGCUCCCACUAUGGAAAAAAAGCCAGAACUGUUUAACAUCAUGGAAGUAGAUGGAGUCCCUACAUUGAUAUUAUCAAAAGAAUGGUGGGAAAAAGUCUGUAAUUUCCAAGCCAAGCCUGAUGAUCUUAUUCUGGCAACUUACCCAAAGUCAGGUACAACAUGGAUGCAUGAAAUUUUAGACAUGAUUCUAAAUGAUGGUGAUGUGGAGAAAUGCAAAAGAGCCCAGACUCUAGAUAGACACGCUUUCCUUGAACUGAAAUUUCCCCAUAAAGAAAAACCAGAUUUGGAGUUCGUUCUUGAAAUGUCCUCACCACGACUGAUAAAAACACAUCUCCCUUCACAUCUGAUUCCACCAUCUAUCUGGAAAGAAAACUGCAAGAUUGUCUAUAUGGCCAGAAAUCCCAAGGAUUGCCUGGUGUCCUACUACCACUUUCACAGGAUGGCUUCCUUUAUGCCUGAUCCUCAGAACUUAGAGGAAUUUUAUGAGAAAUUCAUGUCCGGAAAAGUUAUUUGCGGGUCCUGGUUUGAACAUGUGAAAGGAUGGUGGGCUGCAAAAGACAAGCACCGGAUCCUCUACCUCUUCUACGAGGAUAUUAAAAAAAAUCCAAAACAUGAGAUCCACAAGGUGUUGGAAUUCUUGGAGAAAACUUUGUCAGGUGAUGUUAUAAACAAGAUUGUCCACCAUACCUCAUUUGAUGUAAUGAAGGAUAAUCCCAUGGCCAACCACACUGCGGUACCUGCUCACAUAUUCAAUCACUCCAUCUCAAAAUUUAUGAGGAAAGGGAUGCCUGGAGACUGGAAGAACCACUUUACUGUGGCUAUGAAUGAGAACUUUGAUAAGCAUUAUGAAAAGAAGAUGGCAGGGUCCACACUGAACUUCUGCCUGGAGAUCUGAGAGGAACAACAACAAACUAAGUGACAGAGACUAUGCCAACUAUUUCGCCUUUUAUUCUGUUGAGCAAGGAACUGUGACUGAAUGUGGAGCUUAUGAGCUUCAGUCCAUCUCCUAUAGUGUGGCUAGUUUGCUAUAAUAUUAAAACAUGAUUUAAAAUAUCAACAAACCAGUUACUCCAGUAAAUAAAAUAAGAGAAUUAGAGAGCA